AUGAGCAACACACCCAUCCAGGAGCCACCUGCCCAGGAAUUGUCGUCUGGCAGUGGGCAGACGUCACCCUCCCGACCCUUUCAGCCAAUCUCUGAUCCCUCAGCUUCUAAAAGAGUAUGUUUCUACAAGAGCGGUGACCCUAAAUUCAGUGGGCAUCGCAUGGUCAUCAGUGCCCGCACCUUCAAGACGUUUGAUGCUCUACUGGAUGCUCUUUCCAAAAAAGUGCCUCUUCCAUUUGGAGUGAGAACCAUCACCACACCUCGCGGGACCCACCUGGUGAAGGCUUUAGAUGACUUACUUGAUGGGGGAUCAUAUGUGUGUUCUGAUCAGAAACGUGUGAAGCCAUUAAACCUGGAUGAAGUGAACCGGCGGCAGGUACCGUGGAAUACAACCAGACCCGUCAGUGCAGGGCGACGAAAGCGUCAAGGACUCCGGUUUGGCAGAAGGAAUGAAGUCACCAACAGGCCAGCAAAGGUCACUGAACGAGUGGCGGUACGGACACCAAAGAAGCUUGUGGUCAUCAAGAAUAGGGAUCCCACUGUUAAACGCACGAUUGUGUUGCAGAGAAGAACAGCACCAACAUUUGAGGCUUUACUAGAUUACCUUUCCCAGAUCCUGCAGUUCCCAGUGCUGAAACUCUUUUCUACAGAUGGCAGAAGAGUUGAUAGUCUCACAACACUUAUCCUGUGCGCUGGAGUUGUUGUGGCAGCAGGCAACGAGCCAUUCCGAUUAGGAAACUACAGUUUUCACAGAACGGGCCAGAUGGCACAAUUAAUGUACGCGGAUAAUGUGGAACCAUCUAUGUUGCAGCCCACAGCUCAGAACAACAAAUCUUUCUCAAGUGGAAGAGGCUCGAGGAAUUUUUCCUUAUCAUCCGAGAGAUACAUUGUCGACCAAAUAAACAAGUCUCGAAAUGGAACCAUGAACAGCCACCUGCAUCACAACAACGGAUCAUUUGAAACAGAGGUCAACCAUCGUCACAACCCCAUGGAGACAUGUGGAACUGGAAGGGUAGAUAAUGACAUGCAUGCUUGCAUUGUACCUAAGGACGAUGACAUAGAAAAGUCUUUCCGUGUGAAUCAAGAUGGCAGCAUGACAGUGGAGAUGAAAGUUCGUCUGACCAUUAAAGAGGAGGAGAUGCUCCACUGGACUACCACACUCAGCCGCUCUAGCCUUAGCAAGAGGACACUUUGUGCCUCAAUUUCUGAGACGGGCAACAGCUCACCUGACUCAAACAAUGCCAUUGCCAAAGACUCCUCUAGCACAAGUGAAGAUGAAUCAAAAGAGGAGAACCAUCCCGCUGACACUGGAAAGGUCGUCGGCUUUAACGACAAGCGAGUAUAUGAGGGCUACACUUCCAGGGCCUUGGCAACAACAACAGGUUUCAAACGCACUCCUACCCCAGGUCCUGCACCUCGGCAUGUUAGGAAGAAGGCGUCUGUUGAGAGUGUGAAGAUGGUCACAGAGUCAGGGGUUAAAGAGAGCACCCUGGGACAUUAUUCUUACUUGGAGAGGACGGCUGAUGGUGAGACAACUGAGGGAUACUGCGUUGUCAGACACAGCAGUAGCAGCAGCAACAAGCCUAUCCCAAAACCACGGAAAACUGUGUCUGCAGGGGCCUCCAACAAAGGCUCCCACUCCUCCAUCAGGUCCCCAGGAGUAGCUGAGGUCCUUCAGAUACAGAAUAAUGGGAUGGAGGUUACAGAGACUGUGAUGCAUAUUUAUGAGAGUCAAGGCUGCUACGACAACUAUUUUGCAAAUGAGGAAUAUAGUGCAGAUGGUGGCGCGCCAGAAAGUAAACCAUCGACUGACUCAGGUCCACAAUCAUCAAGCAAUGAUUGUGAUAUAGAUUUUAGCCGGCAGCCACCCACUACUGAGUCACGACAAAGACAGAAAGAGGAGAUGUUAUCAUUGUCAUCAGAGCCAAUAACUUCAACACAUGAGCUUAUUAACAAUCGGUCUUCAGUGACUGAGAAUGAGGCCCAAACUGCAACAAACUCCCAGGAGAAAGUAAAAAAAGACAAAAGUCUAAGAAGUGAGAAUAAGAAAAAAAUGAUUAAACCUGCUAGGAAUGAAAAGAGUUCGACAUCAACAAGCGGGUCAGAUAAAAAGCAAAAGGAAAGCAUAGUAAGCCCCUCAAAAAAAAGCAGGCAUUCAUCUAAAGACAAACUCAGCAGCACUUCCACCGUGGGCAAAAAAGAUCUGAGUUCAUCAGAUAGUGCUAAAAGUGGUCAAAAGAGUAGAGGAGCAGAAAAGCAUGAAAUUAAGAAAACAAGUAAGGAUGAAAAUAUGGCCAAGAAAGAGCAAGCCUUAUUAGUUAAAACUGAAAAUGUGACCCCAUCUAACAGACAAAACAUAAAUAAGGCAGCUGCUAAAGAUAAUGGCCAUAAUGUAAAUACUCCAACUGGAAGGCCUCAAAUGAAGAAGAACAUGUUAGACAUUUUACAACCCAAAAAAGCACUUCUCCCAGGCAAAAAGACAAUUAGCAAGCCCAAAUCCAUGACUGAAAGCAUAUUAUCAUCACCUAAAAGGACUUUAGAGUUGGGUGAGAGUUUUUCGAUGCCUUCUCUCAAUCCUUCACCCUCUGAAAUUCACCAAUAUGUUGAGAACUGGUUGGAGAAAGUCAACCCAGAUCCAGUACCAUACACUGAGGAGGCUAUCACAGAUGAACCCGAGCCUCGACCAAAGGUUGUGUUUCAGAUAGGCGGUGAUUCUGAAUCCGAUGAAAAGAAUGAAUGCCAGACUAACCUAGAUGAAUAUUAUCCAACUUCUGGUGGGGGUGUCAAGAAAUCAGCUUCUUGUCUGUCAGUACCACUUUGUCAUGCAGAGACAGCUACAGCUCUGCUGCACAAUGAACAAUACGUGAGAGGCUUAUGUGUUUCAAUGCCGAGUGUCAGGGUCGAUCCUGUUGACCAGGAGAACAGACUGAGGUCACACAAAUCUGCAGAGGCCAUCGCUCCAGCUGAUAAUGAACCAUCUCCAUCUAUGUCCAACAUUUUAAGUCCCACAGCAACGAUAAAACCUGUCUUGCGGCAGCUUUGUUCCUCGAUUCAGUGCAUCAGAGGGGCGUCUGACACCAACACAACAUCCAAUCUUGAGAAGUCCAGUAGCCUUCCCGAUUUCCCAACACAAGUGGCUUCGGUGUUUGGCUCGUCAUGUAAAGCCUUGGUGUCAUUCUUAUCAGUGAUGACUCUGCGAGAUAACCUUACAGGAGCCGCGCUGGGAGAGGGUAACCAAUCAAGAAGCGACUCCGAGGCCAUGCUAAUGAUGGAAUCCCUGCAGAAAAUUUCUGCCAUCGAGGAUGAGGAAGAGCAGAGGGCAAGUUUGACCGAUCUGCAAAGCAGAGCGUCUUCUAGGUUCAGAGAACGCUGGAAGGAUUUUCAGAUUCUGAGGGAAAGGCUUGAAAGUGAACCACUGUCUCCCAAAGUUUCAGAAACAGAAUUUGCCCUGGAUGUUUUCUCUGAAGGGGGUGAGACAUUUGAAGAUCAGCAAUUUUGUAUUGAUGAGCUGAUGGAGGAACUUAAUAUGCCGCAAGACCUCAGAGCAGAGAUUUCUUCAACAAUCCAACAGGCUAAGAGUUUUUACCCUGUAGAGGAGAGCACUUUUGUAGAAGCUGAAAGAAACCAGUCGGACUCAGAGGAAGAUGUAGAAAAAUUUGUUGAAGAAUACAAUGAUGAAGCAAAACAAUCAUCAGAGCCUGAUACUCCCUGCAUAGAGGAGGACAUUACUCAGACAAAACAGGGCGAUGAUAACGGAGAGAUAGAUAACGUAAAGAAAAUGCAGUCUGUGUAUUCUGGACAGGCCACACAGUCAGAACUAUCGGGGACACAAAGAGAUGAGCCCCUAAAAGACAAAGAAGAGGAACAGGUAGAAGAGGUAGAGGACGAUAGGGAGGAUGGAGAUACAAAAGAGGUAGAUGAUGAUGAUGAUGAUGAUGAUUAUGAUGAAAAGACUGAAACAGGAGAAAGGGAGGAAAAGGCAGAAGAGAAGGUAGUGACAGAAGAAAAAAUGGAUGACAAGGGGCAGGGGGAGGAAUCUGUUGAAAAUGCAGGGCAAGGAACAGAGGAAGUGAUGACAGUGGAUGAGGAGGAAGAAGGGGUGAUAUUAGAAGAAGGAGAGAAGGAAGCGGUUGAGGAGACAGAGGAGGGACUAAUGGAUGAAGAAGAUCAAGAAGCAAGGGAGGACAACAGUGUUGAAGAGACAGAUGAGAGAGAGGGUGUUGAUGAGACAGAGGAGGAAGGAAGGGGGGAGGAAGGGGAAACUGAGGAGAAGCAAAGGGAAGAGAUUAAAUAUGAAGCAGAUGAGGUUAUUGUCGAGACAGAUGAAGGUGGGGAAGUAGAAAACAUUGAAGGAGUGGAAGAGGAGGAAGAAGCAGAUGCUUCCACUGAGGAUGAAGAAGAAGCGGAAGAAGGUAUUGAGGUUAUUGAGGAAAACAAUGAGGAAGAGGAAAUGAAUGAGGUUUUUGAGGAGAAAGAUGAGGUAGAAAGUAUAAUUGAAGAGGAGAAAGAUGAGGUAGAAAUUAUGAUUGAAGAGGAGAAAGACGAGGUAGAAAGUAGGAUUGAAGAGGAGAAAGAUGAGGUAGAAAUUAUGAUUGAAGAGGAGAAAGACGAGGUAGAAAGUAGGAUUGAAGAGGAGAAAGAUGAGGUAGAAAUUAUGAUUGAAGAGGAGAAAGACGAGGUAGAAAGUAUGAUUGAAGAGGAGGAAGAUGAGGUAGAAAGUAUGAUUGAAGAGGAGAAAGAUGAGGUAGAAAGUAUGAUUGAAGAGGAGAAAGAUGAGGUAGAAAGUAUGAUUGAAGAGGAGAAAGAUGAGGUAGAAAGUAUGAUUGAAGAGGAGGAAGAUGAGGUAGAAAGUAUGAUUGAAGAGGAGAAAGAUGAGGUAGAAAGUAUGAUUGAAGAGGAGAAAGAUGAGGUAGAAAGUAUGAUUGAAGAGGAGAAAGAUGAGGUAGAAAGUAUGAUUGAAGAGGAGAAAGAUGAGGUAGAAAGUAUGACUGAAGAGGAGAAAGAUGAGGUAGAAAGUAUGAUUGAAGAGGAGGAAGAUGAGGUAGAAAGUAUGAUUGAAGAGGAGAAAGAUGAAACAGGUGUGGUUACUCAGAAAGAUGUAGAGGAGGUUAUUGAGGAGGAGGAGGAGGAGGAGGAUGAGGAGGAAAUGGUGGACGUUAUUGAGGAGGAGGAUGAAGAAGAAGAUGUUGAGGAAAAAGACAAGGAAGAGGACAAAACCGAGGUAGUCAGUGAGGAAAACCAAGAAGAGGAAGAAGAGAGAGAACAAAAAGAGGAACAAGAGCACGAGGAGGAUGGUGAGGAUGUUGAGGUUAAAAGUAUAGAAAGAAAAGUGAUUACAGUUGAGGAAGGAGAUGAAACUGACAUGAAUAUAGUAGAUGAAGAAAAGUGUGGUGAGGUUGAGCUGGAGAAAACAGAAAAUAGUUUUGAGGAAGAAUCAGGUGAGGAGAAAGAGGUUUUAGAGGAGGCUGAAGACAAUGCAGGGCAAAUGCAAGAUGAAGAGGAAAGGGAAGAUGACGAAGAAGAAAAUGAACGUAAUGAGUUAAAUGAGGGGUUAGACCAGGUGGAAAAGCAAGAAUCAAACGAUGAGGCAGAGGAAGAAAAUGUUAGUGAUGCGGACAGUGUUGCCGGUGGUACGGAUUGUAAAAGUCUACUAGAGGAGGCCUCAUAUAUGCAGCAGCUAAGUAGCUGUGAAGGGGAAGCAAAUGUAGAUAUUAAGGUAGCAGAAUAUAACACUGAAUCACCAACCAAAUAUUCCUCUGAGGGUCUGUGUGAAGAUGAUAAAGGUAAUGGAACAGACACCGUUAAUGAAAUUGAAACAGACGAGGUAGGUGAGCUUGGCGAGGAAAGGAGCAGCAGUCUUCCACAUGCAGUGGAAAUAUCACAGGAAUUACUUGACUUUGUUAACUUGGCCCUACAGUCCUCUUCACUUAUAUUCACAUACGAUGCUAAGGGGAACAUCAGGAUAGAGCCAGAUAAUGCACGAGUUGUACAAACCAAACAAAUUGCUAUUCCAAAAAGUAGAGCAGAUACUUCAUAUGGCUUAAAGUGUCUCCCGAGCCCGAGCACCUCAGAUUUGUCGGAUUACAGGCCAGAAACAUCAGAGAGUGGUGGAUAUAAAACUCAGGAGUCUGUAGAUAUUGUCACAGAGAGUGGAGAAGAGGCUUCAGGGAGACCUUCUCCAGUCUGCAGAAGUAAGACUGAUAUCCCUAAUGGGAGAACAAAUGUGGAGCGACUGUCAGUUGCAAGUAAUUCAGAAAUCUUACAAAAUUCCAGAUUAAAAAGUGGAGGAAGUUUCUCUUCCUAUGACUCAGGCACUAAAGCCUCAAAGGAGGACCUGUCUUACUUCAGUGCUGCAAGCUCACAAAAGGCAGAUGCCGAACCUGCCACAGAGGUCAUGCAGUGCAUUUCUUUUCCCUCAGAAAAAGACUCUACUGAUGGGGUUUUGAUUGACCAAGGUAGAUGGCUGCUCAAGGAGAAUCACCUCAUCAGAAAAUCUCCUCCGGUCUCCCUGGGAAUGUACGGCAGUGUAGAUAGCACAUCUAUAGAUACCGGUCAGGAGAACUCUAGUGUAGAUUCCUUGCCUCAUCAUAACACCCAGUACAACCCUCUUGCAGCCAUAUCCUCAUCAGAGCUUGAGGAGAUGGCGAAGCCUCAAACUCCGAAGUGCACCUACUACAGCAUGCCACAUGGAAGCGACUCUGACCCCUUUUUGGGUGAUUCCAGUGUCAAUAGUAGUAAAAAAGAUACGAGCAGUGUCAAGGGGAGAGGAUUCAGGGUGUCACCUAAGAUUGAUACUUCCAAAAGCUGGGAAAAUAAAAAUGGGAGUCUGUCUUCAUUUGCAUCAGUAGAGUUUAAAAUUCCAGACAGAAAAGUGCAUCCUGAGGGGGAGUCCUCAGCUGUGACACAGGCAAGAAGGACAUCUAGUGGUGAAAGGAGUGUAUUGCAAGCACAAGACUCCCUGGACACACUACGCGUGAGAUGUGGCCAAUACUGUCCCAUCCUAUAGAAGCUGGACAUUAUGUUUCACAGAAAUAUUCAUACAUGCUGGUUCUGUUCUAUAAGUCUUGGUUAUGAUUAUUUUGUUGUAAUGCAGCUAGAAAUGUUUUGUUUUGUCAAAUAAUC
This is a messenger RNA of Micropterus salmoides (largemouth bass), 7121 nucleotides long. It is a transcript of the gene rp1, whose product is annotated as oxygen-regulated protein 1. The record is from RefSeq and is a predicted model, not a curated record. The transcript has 4 exons. Lineage: Eukaryota; Metazoa; Chordata; Actinopteri; Centrarchiformes; Centrarchidae. Gene Ontology annotation, biological process: photoreceptor cell development; axoneme assembly; retina development in camera-type eye. Gene Ontology annotation, cellular component: axoneme. Bases 1 to 7005 code for a protein of 2334 amino acids.